Molecule: messenger RNA, 6728 nt
Organism: Drosophila ananassae
Lineage: Eukaryota; Metazoa; Arthropoda; Insecta; Diptera; Drosophilidae
Product: pleckstrin homology domain-containing family G member 5
Exons: 15
Coding region: 960-5855 (1631 amino acids)
Biological process (GO): endothelial cell migration; Rho protein signal transduction
Cellular component (GO): axon; plasma membrane; endocytic vesicle
Molecular function (GO): guanyl-nucleotide exchange factor activity
Source: RefSeq, a predicted model, not a curated record
CGUAAGUUGGCAGACUAAAACUGCUUUGCUUUAUUUAAAAAUAAAUUAUAUAAAAUUUUUAUAAUUUAUAAAUUUAUAAUUAUAAUUUUUAAAUAAAUUAACUAAUAAUAAACACUAUCUAGCUAUAUUAAUUUAAUUAUAUAUAUUUUUUUUAACAAUUUCAAAUGAUGGCAACAAAUGUUGCUAGCAAAAUGUUGCCAGAGAGCGCCCGAGAGCGUAAGAGAGAGAUCUGCCGCGUCGUAUUAAAUAUUUUUAAAAAAGCUUAUAUAUCGGCGCGCGGAGUUUUUUUUCUUUUUUUGUCGGAAAUGUACGAACCGGUAACGCAUGUACGAACCGGGUAAUGGAAACGGAUAAGAUCGUGGGCGAUGGAUUUAAAAAUAUAAGAAUACAAGUAUAAGAAUACAGGUAUAAGCAUUUUUUGGAAACACACUGCUGUUCGUUGUCGCCACCGUAGCCUCUGUCGCCGUUGCCGCGUCGUCGCUGUCGCGUCGGUUCUCCGCAAAUAGUUUUAUUAUUUUACUUAAUUUUAAUUUUAUUCGGUAUUUCGCGACUUGUGACGUUUUUUUUUAGGAAGUGCGCACAUAUGUGCGAUUAAAAUAAUGCCAAUGAGCGGAUUCCAUGUGCUGGAUGCCAUAAACAAAAAGCAGAUGAUCUAGUGGGAUCUAAAGUGCAAUUUCUUUGUUGCAAAGAUCGCUUCAAACUCCAAAAAAAAAAUCGAGCAAGGCUAUCAAGGUGUCAUUGUGUGUGUUGUGUUUUGCAUAUAUAUGUGUGUGUGUGAGUGUGUGUGUGCCGUGUGUGUGUGUGUGCGCAAGCGUCGCGUCGCAAUGCGAAUGUUAAUGAAAAACACAAAUCUAAAAAUCACUAAAUAAUCACAUACAUUUGAAACAACAAAAACAACAACAUCGGCAGCGGGAACAACAAAUAAUAUUUUCAGGGGUUUGAAGUCCGCUGGCUCCGGCAUGUAUUCCAACAAGGAGACAAAGACCGCCACGAAGGCGCACAAAAAGACGCAGAAGGUUAACAAGAAGCAGCUGGAGAAGCAGCAGAAGCAUCCGAUCCAACAGGCCCAGAACGGCAGUCUGCCGAACGGCAACAAGAUGAAGUCACCGGGGGGGAAUGCGAAAAGUAGUCCCCCGUCCAACAUCAACAACAACAAUAACAAUAAUCACUCCAACAUCAACAACAACAAUAACAGCCAAUCAGUGACGAAUAGCAAUAACAAGAGUACCUCCUCGGCUCCCGUCAACGUUGCCCAGAAAUUCCGGGAGCACUACGAGGCCGAGAGGAGGAACCAGGCGCUGCUCAAUGGGUCGAACACCUUGCCGGGCUACGAGAACGUGCCGAAGAUGGAGCGAUCCAAUAGCUUCUCGUUGCGCAACAAGCUCUCCAAGUUCAUCAAUCACCUGACGGGCAGCAAGGAGAACCUAUCGCGGACCGACGACGACGGAGAAUCCGGCCGGGCACCCUUCACCUUCACCCGCAGCCGUUCGAUGAUCCUGAUGCGGCGGCCCAACCGACGGAGCUUCAUCGAGCCGCAGUUGGAACAGCUGUCGGAGGAGGCGGAGAAAUCCGGAGAUCUCACUUCGCCGGCAUCUCCUCGGAAGACCUCGACGGCGGAUCUGCAGGACAACUCUCCGAUCCUGCGACGGAGCGAGCUAACCUCCUCCGUACGAACUCCGACGCGUCGCCAGUCCGCCCAGCCCUUCACAUCGACGCCGCUGGAGGACAUCCAGCCGCCGGCCCAGAGGAAGGCCUCCCUCAUGUCGCUGAACAAGACGGAGCCGACCAAUCCCCAGCUGAACUUCCAGAAGAGGCGCUCCAACACCCUGAUAGCCUCCUUCAAGAGCACCUUCAGCGGCCUGACCGGCAGCAGUGGGGGCGCGGAGAAGAAGGAGAAGAUGAACCCCAAGUGGAGUGCCUCGCUGCAAUCCCUGCAGGCCAUCGACAACAUGGUCAGCUACGCCAACAUGUCCUUCAUCGACUACGACAAGUUCAACGGCUACGAGAAGCAGCUGGAGCGGCAGCAGUCGCUGAUGAGUCUGGCGGAGCAGCCGGCGCCCGCCGCCACCCAACUGCCCCUGCCCGCCACCGCCUACACCCACUCUCACUCGCCCUCUCCGCUGGGCGAGCCCCAUCGCCAUUCCCUCCAGUUGGACUCCUCCCGGGAAGAGUCCACCAGGACGGUGGUGAUGCGUCGGCGGCGGAGCAAGAACUCCCUGGAGGGGGGCAGGAGCAAGACCUCCUUGGAGGGGGGCAGGAGCAAGACCUCCCUGGAGGGCAGGAACAGCAUGGCUAGUCUGAACAGUGCCUACAACCUGGACACGGACUACGAGCACAACCUCGACCGGGUGCACAACGUCUAUAGGGAGAGUCUGGACUCCCGGACUCUCGAGCUGUUGAACUCGCGCUCCCGAAACUCCUUCAUCCAGGACCAGGCGGUCCUCUUCGAUGCCCUGAAUCUGGAGGACGGCUCUGUGGGACGCAGGUGCUCCUUGUGCCGGAGCAGAAGUUUGCGGCAGCAGUUGGAACGGGACGCCGUGGACGGUCGGGGACAUCCAAAGAAACAGCUGAAAUCGAAGAGCCUGACGCACUUGGAUGGCCUCGACUCCGGCGUUGUGGCCUGCCAGCACGGUCCUCCGGGAAUCGCCACCAGUUCCAGCACCACCGCAGCCUCCGUUUCCGCCACCGCCGGCGGCACCACAAAUACCGGAGCACCCGCAUCGCUGGGCCGGCAGGCCAAUGUGACUCCCCAGGCGGAGAAGGCCGACACCCCCGCGGCUGCAUCGCACCCACCUCACCACACUCACCCACCACCGGCACAGCCUCUGCCGCACCACCCACCCACCAUAUACACCCAGGCACCGCAGAUUGUGCGGCGGACACCGUCGCUGAUGCUCUCGCUAUCUCCGACGCUCGACGAGACCACAAAAACGGCCAGUUCGUCCUGUUUCGGUGCUGGACACUCCAGUUCCAGUGCCGGAUCCCUGCACCAGCACCACCAAAGUCUGUCCAACCAGCAACAGCAACCACCCAGCAGUAGCAGCAGCAGCACCCCAGCCACUCAUGCGAUACCCUGCUCGAAACACUUUCAGUACCAGGAGGUGGCUGCCACGUCCUCGACAUUGAGUCCCUACAGCACCAGCGCAUCCUUAACCACCGGAGGUGUCGGCGGUGGAGGCUUGACCUCGCCGGCCGGCUGCCCCACGUCCUCCAGCUCGGCGGCGAUGAAAAAGAAAUCCUCGUUCAUGAAGCGCAAGAAGCCACUGCUGACACGCAGCGAGGUAUCAAGUUCCGAAUUCUUCUCCGUGUCAUUCUGUUUGGACUCCUCGCAGCAUUCCGAUGAGGAGUUUAUUCCAGCCACCAAAGGUGUAACCCUACUUAACGCACUCAGCCACGCCCUGCGUAGGCGGAACAUUAGCUUCUCACAGAUCACCAUCACAGACAAUAAUCCCACGCCCAGUUUUUUAGAUGCAGGACCUUCGCUGCUACCCGUUUCAGUGGAUGAACAGACCGAUGUGGAGAGCCUGGCCGGACACCAUCUUUGCAUCACGGAACGUGGCAGCAAUCGCAAGCCCCUCCAGAAGGCAGCCUCCUUUGGCUCCCGACAACCGCCGCCCCGACUGCUGCCCUCCGUUUCCACCGAGGAGACCAGUGAGUCGGGCGUGGCACCCGGAAAGCAGAUCAAACAGAGGUGGUCCUCCAUCUUCGGCAUCAAGAAUCCCCAACAGAGCCAGCUGUGCGAGCUGCUCAAUAGUUAUGCCAAGAACGGAGUGCCCCAGCGACCGGAUAGCCUCACCUUCGAUCAUCCGGAUCUAGUCAAUUCGCUGGCUUACCUCCAGGACAUGCACGUGUCCUGGCGCGACUUUGUGGAGAGUGAUGGGAUGAGUGAGAGUGAGAUCAAGAUCCAAACGGCCAUUUGGGAGCUGGUGACCACCGAAGUCUACUACAUACACGCCCUCCAAACCGUCACGGAUUUGUUCCUGGCCUGCUUGGAGGCUGUGCAGGAGGAGAGACUACUAAUCGAUGUGGACCAGGCGCGUCUUUUCUCCAAUGUGCGAGCCGUUUGUGAAGCCAACAUCAAGUUCUGGACCCUGUGGCUGUAUCCCAUGGUGGCUCACAGUGUGAUAACCCAUGAGCCUCUAAGAUGCGCCUUCUUCCAGGAGGGCUUCAUAGCCUUCGCCUCCAUCUUUUCACCCUAUAAGAUCUACUGUGCGGAGCAGAGCACCUGCCAGUUCUACUGCAAGGAACUCAACCAGAACAAUGCCCUCUUUACGUCCUAUUUGGCGUGGUGCGAGUCGCAGAAGAUGUGCAACCGCCUGCGGCUCGCGGACAUUGUGGUGCGACCCAUGCAACGCCUGACCAAGUACAGCCUCCUUCUGGCGGCCAUCAAGAAGCACAUGAGCGACGUGGACGAGAUCGAGGCCAUUGACGGGAUGAUUCACAGCGUGGAGAACUUUGUGUUCAGUGUCAAUAACCACUUGACGAUGCGCCAGGAGAACGAGCGGCUCAAGGGAGUGAUGGUGCGGAUAGAGUCCUACGAUGUGGUGGACACAAACAACGAGAUGCUGGACAAGCUUAUCAAGCAACACAGCCAGAUGUUCGACCUCUGUGCUCCCAUGCGGGGAGUUCCCGCCUACCAGGUGCGUCACCUCUUCAUGGAGGGCGACCACAAGUUCAAGGACAACCUCGGCAAAUCCGACGUGCACUGCUUCCUCCUGACCGACCUGCUCCUCGUGUGCAAGACCAUUGCCAAGCGAGGUCUGGGCGCCCUGAAGGUCAUCCGGCAACCGUAUCUGACCGACCAGCUGGUCGUCCAGCUGGCGCCGAACAACACACUGAACUGUGUGUACCUCAACGAGUUCCAGGUGGCCACCACGGCGUUCACCCUCCAGUGCACCGAGGCCAAGAACUGGUGCGAUGCCCUGUGGCGGGCCAAGACGAUCUACCAAAGACUGAAGCGCGGAGCCGGCGGCGGAGGCAGUGGCACCGGUGGCAGCGGUACGGUGGGCGGGGAUGGCUUCCGUUUCGGUGGCAGCGGCACCAGCGGCGGCACUGCCGACUCCCUCGGCGUCCGCAAGUCGCCGAUGAACUCCUCCAUCUGCAGCCAUGUCUCGAGUGCAAACAACAGCCAUAGUGGCAGUGUGGAGUGGAACGAUUCCCGCAACAUAUCCGUGGACUUUGAAAAGACAAACUCGGUGUCCAGUGACGAGGGCUCCAGCAUAAUGACGGGCAACCAUGGAGUGUCCUCAAAGGGCAAACAGCAAUUGAUUAGCGGCCUGCACAAGGCCAAAAUAGGCAUGAUGGGUCCACUGUCCUCCAAGUCGGCCAAUACGCUAUCCGUGCAACCGCUGAAUCACCUGGGCCAGAGCCUGCCCAACCUCAAUAUGCAUCACAGUCACACUAACAAUACCCUUCUCGUGCCCGGCACCACAACGAGCCACUCGGGCAACAUGUUGUUGUCGCCCAGCCACCGUGGCAUUUCCUACCCGCCGCCGAGCCCCACGAGAGUCCCGCUGCGCCGUGGCAUGGCCUUCUCCACCUCGACGAAGAAUCCGCCGCUGCGCAAGACCCGCAACGUCACCUCCCAGAACAGUAUUAACUGGCACCAGAUCCCGGCCACUCCGACACCGACACCGCCCAGCCCCCGAUCGCAGCACCAGGCCCCGGGCGUUGUCAGCCUGCAGAAGUCCCUCCCGCUGCUGGUGCCCAGCGAGGGGGGUCCGGGAGCCACCCACCAGUCGUCCCAUCCGCCGCCGCCGCCCCUGCACAAACAGCUCUCCCACCAGGCGCCGCUGCCCACCUCCAACCACCACAACCACAAUCCGAACCAGUCGAGCACCGAAACGGACGUCUGAUGGGUACGAGGACGAGGAGCUCCCAGGAUAAAGCCGCAUUAUGUACUUACCCAUAGAUCUGUCUCAAACUACGAAGAGCAAGUUGCUGGUCAAUGAGCACUAUAUCAAGACACUCGAAGAAAAAUCUAAUUAGAAAAUUGUCUAUAAAGAGAUUAACUUUUUUAUUCAAAAGAUUUAUGAAAAAAGGAUCAAACUCCACUAUUCUACAUUUUUAAAGACAAUUUUCUAAAUUAUUUUCCCUGCGAGUGUAAGACAUUGUGAGCUUGUAUUGUGAAAACCGCACUUUUGGGUCCAAAGCUGAUAUUGUACUAAUUUACAUUCCAUAAACUAACACAGAACCCCCAACCCGAAAUCCCAUGGCGAAAAUACAAUUUCAGAAACUAAAGCUCCGCACAUUCGCCACUUUUAUUCUUCCCAUAGCGAUAUGAAGACAAAUAAAGUAAAUGUGUAACCAAAUUGAAGUUAGAAAUACAUUUUAAAAUAACAUACGCAUAAUCCAAAUGCCAUAUAUACAGAAACCUAUACUUAAAUCGAGAUCACAAGCUUUAUAAAAGUGUUUCCAUACUAUUCGUGUAAGUUGUUACUUUCCAUAAGUAGGUCAAUCAAAUGUUAUGUUCAAAAUAAAUAAAUAAACAGACACACACAAUAUAUCCAGUAUAUAUCUUAAUCGUUGCAUGUUAAGUACUUCUGACAAAGUCCCAAAACCAAUGUCAUUUUAUUAUUUUCUGAGGGGUUUCUUUCAUUUUUACCAACAAAAAUAAAUAAAACUAAGUGUUACGUAAAAGUUUGUAUACCAAAAUAGAGUAUUAACCGAUUUUCGGUCAAAAUUUGUUUAGGAAAUUAUCGUAACUUAAUAAAUAAACUUUGAAAGUA